AUGCGUGAGUACGAAGGUCGCACCCAGAAUAUGCAUGAAAAUAUAAUACGAAAAGUAGAACAACUGGUGGCUGAUAUGACACGACAACUUAUGUUAAACGCCAGUAAUGAAGAGGAUAUUGAGGUGGAAGUGAAAAUGUUGUUUGGAAAAUUUGUCCGUAGUCCAAAAAAUGCAACUAGCCAGAAGUUAGUUCAGCACUAG
Molecule: messenger RNA, 201 nt
Organism: Cercopithifilaria johnstoni
Lineage: Eukaryota; Metazoa; Nematoda; Chromadorea; Rhabditida; Onchocercidae
Source: the annotation of a GenBank genome assembly